Messenger RNA from Paramecium pentaurelia, 801 nucleotides. The record is from the annotation of a GenBank genome assembly. NCBI's taxonomy places the organism in Eukaryota, Ciliophora, Oligohymenophorea, Peniculida, Parameciidae.
UAAUGCAACUUCGUUAAAGCAAGAGUAGGAAAAGCAUAGAUGAUUAAGAAAUAGGAUAAAAGAAGUAAUAAAGUACUCGAAAAUCUGUUGGACAAAUCAAGCAAAAGCGAAGUGUUUCCAAGGAUAAAGAAAAUCAAAAAAAAUAAACAUAAUUGAAUAAUAAAGUGAAAAAUAUAAGUGAAACAUUCAAAUUAAAGGAUAUAUUGAAACUUAAAGAAUUUUAUAAAGGUAAUGAAGAAUAUGAAGAAAAUACUGCUACUCGAUCUACACCUUAAAAAACAGAGUGUUAAACAAGUAAUUCUAGGUUUAGUAAUUGUAAUUGCAAAUAAGAAAUAAUUGAAGAUAAUUAAAAGUAAAUUAUUUAGAAAUUAAUUCAGUUUAAAAUAAGAAAUAUUAGAACAUCUUGAAAAAAUAUAAUUUAUAGUUCAAAAAAAUGAGAGAUUUAUGACACAUAGAUCUUAAUAAGAAAUAAAGGCAGAUAGUUUUUUAAGUUAAGAUAAAUCUUCAAGAAAAUGUAUUAAUAAGGUUCAAGAAUAAGACUAAUCAGAAGAUGUUUUAAACACUAGCAACAUUUAUAAUUUAAAUUAUAUCAUACAACAAUAAUAACUUUAAAUAUCAAAUUUAAAAACUAAAUUAUUUUGUUAGGAAUAAAAAUUCUUAGAAAAACAAUCAUAAUAUGAAUAAGAAGUUUUGUAAUUAAAAAAUCAAAUACUAUUAUUAACAAGUGGGAUGGAAAUGUUAAAAGAGUAAAUUCAUUAACAAUAAUUUUAAAGGCAAGUAAAUGCUUAAACCAAAAAAUGA